Molecule: messenger RNA, 1398 nt
Organism: Phragmites australis (common reed)
Lineage: Eukaryota; Viridiplantae; Streptophyta; Magnoliopsida; Poales; Poaceae
Product: TBC domain-containing protein C1952.17c-like
Exons: 7
Coding region: 206-736 (176 amino acids)
Biological process (GO): activation of GTPase activity; intracellular protein transport
Molecular function (GO): GTPase activator activity
Source: RefSeq, a predicted model, not a curated record
GCGAGGCCACAGACGGGUGCAUCUCGACGCCUAAAUCCGUGGCGACCUCGCCGCGAUCUCCACCGCCGGAGUUCGAGAUCUCGCCGCAGUCCCGCAUCUUCUCUGCGAUGAGGCCUCCUGCUGUUUCCGAAUGCCUUAGUCUAUCUUUGCUGGCCUUUGCCUUAUCUUCUUUGUUGUUUUAUGGGUUCUAUGGGGCGGUGGACGCAUGCAGCUGUCCAAGAAGGUGAUAGAUCUCGAUGAGCUGAGCAUGCUAGCGGCUCAAGGUGUACCGGACGGAGCCGGCGUCCGGUCGACGGUGUCGAAGCUGCUACUGGGCCAUCUGCCCAAUGACCGUUCUCUGUGGGCGCAGGAGAUGGCAAAGAAGAGAUCAGAGUAUGCACCUUUCAGAGACGAGUUCCCUAGCAACCCAGUGGAAAUAGUGCGGCAAGUGGAAUCAGAAGGCGACCACAAUGAAAAUGCAGAGCAUGCUGACAAUGGGUUGCUCCACAGGUCAGAGUACUCAGAGAUUAUGGAGCAGAUUGACCGUGAUGUAAAGCGCACCCACCCUGACAUGCAUUUCUUCUGUGGUGACUCAUCUUUUGCAAAGUCCAAUCAGGAAUCUCUAAAAAAUGUACUGUUAAUCUUUACCAAGCUGAAUGCUGGAAUAAGAUAUGUACAAGGCAUGAAUGGAAUUUCGGCAUCACUGUUCUUUGUAUUUUGGAGCGAUCCAGGUGAUAAGAAUGCUGCAUGGAGUUAAUCCUCAGUUCUAUGCAUUCAGGUGGAUAACUACUGCUGACCCAGGAGUUCAAUUUCGCCGAUACUAUUCAUAUAUGGGACACGCUAUUGAGUGAUCCUGAUGGUCCUCAGGAAACCUUGCUCAGAAUAUGCUGUGCAAUGCUGAUCCUUGUCCGGAAGCGUCUCCUGGCUGGCGAUUUCACGUCCAACCUCAAGCUCCUGCAGAACUACCCCCCAACGAACAUCGGCCACCUCUACGUCGCAAACAAGUUGCACUGAGCUGAGCUCUUGCGGCUGAAGCGCUGCUGUGUUUGUUCACUCAAAACUGUAACGCUGCAGCACAUCAUUGCAGCAGAACAGCUGCUGUUGCGAUGUUUUAUGUAUCAUUGCUGGUCCAUUAAUCUGACUCCCUGUCCUUCGUAACUUGUAAGAUCAUCUGCCGAUGAUAUCUUAACCAAGUUGGCAUGAAGUAGUAGUAUCCAGCUUCCCUGUUGCCCAAGCAACAAUGUUGUGCUCACACAUACCAGUUUACAUGUGCAGCCAGCAACAAUCACGCAGAAACUUUAGGUAGUGUUUGGUUGGAGGAAAGGCGGGAUAGGAUGAUCCUAUCUAUAUAUAUUAAAUAUGUAAUGACUCAAAAUGCUUGUUUGAUGAGAGAUGAAAAAAGCUUAUUUUAGGAUGUCA